Molecule: messenger RNA, 1905 nt
Organism: Tribolium castaneum (red flour beetle)
Lineage: Eukaryota; Metazoa; Arthropoda; Insecta; Coleoptera; Tenebrionidae
Exons: 2
Coding region: 186-1202 (338 amino acids)
Source: RefSeq, a predicted model, not a curated record
UUUGAAAAAAAAUUGGAGCGCUUUUUUAAACGAAAAAGCAUGUGUUGGCAUUUGAAAUCACCCUAAAAAACACCAAAAACUGUCAUUUAUCAAAAAACGAAAAUGGCGUCGUGUUUAUAAAUAAUAAGAUAAAAAGUUUAUGUAAACGCUGGAUUUAAGAUAAUUUCCCAAAAAAAAAACAAAAAAUGGCAGAAAGUUCUAUCAACGGCUUUCUCGACACCCCCGCAAUAAAGACAGAACCGGAAGACGUGUUCCUGGAGGACCACCCGAUAAUCCCCAAAGAGUUCAUCAAAAACGGGGUCCAGGAAGACAGCGAUUGCGAGGACGUCGCCUACUUCUCCCAAAUCGAGGUGGAGAACACGAAACGAUGUCUCGAAAACACGCGUCUCAUAAUCAAAGAUUUCGAGACACAGCUCGACUGGCAUUUGCAGCAGUACAUGGCCCUGCGGGACAUCUUCAGCAAGAAAGGGGGCCCUAAAGACGAUCCGACGAAAAAACAGGACUUGCUGAGCAUCUCGCAGCUGAGCGCCUUGAUCGCAAACCACCCUGAAGGCAACAAGAAGUUCAUCAAGCGAAAGGGGGCUUCCAAGAAACGCCGCCGGAAUAAGGAAACUGAUUCCGAGUGGAGCGAUUUGAGCGACGAGAGCGAAGAGUUCCAGGAGAAUGUCAAGGGAAAAAAAGGGAAGAGGGGGAAUUAUGACAUGGUGGUCCCUAAGGAUGAAAUCGAGGAGGAGGUCCAUGAAUUGAUUGAGCCCAAGGUGGAACGAGACAGCGAGGGAGAGGUGCAAGGUGUCCCCCCGAAAAGGGGGCGCAAAGCGAAAAAAGUGGACACUGUUGAUUUGACGAAUAUUAGGAGCUGUUCAGUUAUUUUGAAUAGGUAUGAUCAAGAGUCAGUCGACAUUAAAGAUGAAGAUAUUGAUAAAGAUGAGUUAGUUCAGUUGUUGCAAAGUAAGGCCAUUGAUACGCUAGAGAAAUUCACAACCGAUUCCGAAAAACCAAUAGAAAUUUUAAAACAAGAUAAUUACAAACAAUUUAAUUAUGACGAAUUGGGGACAAGUAAUGUUGUAGUUACAUUUGAGGACUUCGGGAAUUUACCCGAGUUUGUUUUCGAUAAAAAAGUUACUAAUUUUAUUCUGAAUGGUCAGAUUAAAUUUGUUAAAGCGGAAGUUUUUGAUCUGUUUUUGUCUGACCAAAAAAAGUAAGAUCCUAAAAAUUCCCUUACAAAAGUAUGGACACAACGUUUUGUGUCUAAAUUGUGUACUGUGACAAAAACUAAUUUGAUAAUUUAAAGUAAAAAUAUAAAAAACGCAAUUGUUUUAAACAUUUGAUUUAAAAUAAGACGAAAAAUCAAGUUUGUUGAUAGUCUAAGAGAAUUAAUUGCGCCGUCAUUUGAAACUUUGAUAUAAUAACUUAAAAAAAAUCCAAAAUUGUCUCAGCUAUACCAUAAAAAUUAGCGUAAUUAAUUAUGUACUUUUUUAUUCGACUAGAAAUAUUUAUUGUUGCUUCGACCACAAAACUUGGAACACCACUGGUACAUAUUGUAGGCACAGAACGCUUGGUUCUAUACCCUAUCUCUGUAAAUUGAAAAAUUACACUUUUGAUUACUCUGUCUCAGUGUAUAAUUUACUGUUUUCAUUUUUGAUGUAACACAGCUUCUACAAUUAAUGAUCCAGUUUUUUAAAUCCAUAAGGAAACCGUACUACAAGUAGACAGUUACUAUGGUUAUUUGUUAUUAGUGGUGUUUUUUAAACAAAAAGGCACUAGUUUACUUUGUAACUGUGGUAACAGGCAACGAAAAACGCGCGUUAAUCAAGGAAGCUGGCUUUUAGGUAAUAGGAACAAAAUGUAAUCAUACAAUCGGUGAUUGCAAAAGUUUUUUAUAAAUUCAGUUUAUGUUUAUGUACA